AUGAAUAGUCCUACGUCAGCGAUUGCCAAGCAAGAUUUUUUUCAAGAAGCAAAAACUCUCAUUGCUCAACAUUAUGAAAAAAUAAAUGAGAAUAAAGUCCAAGGUACUUCUAUAAAUGUUUUUAGAAAUAAACACCAAAACCCAAAAUCUGCCAAAUUCAUACCUUUGGAGAUUACAAAAAAGGAAAUAGUUGAUGUGGUCCAAAGACAUCAGACAGCACUCAAAAGUAUUUGUUUUCCCAAGGAGCUUCCCAAAAGUGAACAUUUUCAGGAGCCCUCAGGAAGAACUUUUCUGAAGGAGUCACACCUUUUUAAUAUAAAAGAAAAAUGCAAGUCUAUAGACCUAAUUACAAAAGAACAAGUUAAACUGGGGAAAAUAAUGACUAACAUUGAAUCAGUGAGUAAAAUAAUGGAGAAAGAAAAGCAACAGCACCCUGAGAAGUUCAGAAACAGAAUUUUGGACUCAUAUGCCUUCCCAAUCCAUCUUGGCUUGCCCAUUCAACCCAUGACGUCUUCCGUGGGACUUUGGAAAGAACCUGACAAAGCAUUCUAUGAUUGGAGACGAAUUGCGUUGCCAAGGUCUUCCCGUUCGGCUCGUGACUACAGUGUGAUUAGUUUCCCUGAACGAUCAUCAAUAUUUCAGCAUUAUCGUACUCCGUUUCUCACACUGGAAGCAGUGGCGGUGCGAGGAAUGGAGCUCACUGCUAUUUCACAAAAGAAACACUUCAUAAAAACAGAGCAACAACCUAUCCAGCCAGCAGAACCAAAGUCACAACCCAGGAAAAGAUCUACUCGAAAUAAAGGUGAUAAAUUGGACAAUAAAGUUAAAAGAAUUGGACCCCACAUAGAAAUCUUCCAGGUAUUCCGGGAAAGGCACAAAUUUAUAAUUACCAGAAAAAUAAUUAGACUGAUCACCAUCACACAGGCAUGUAUCAGAGGGUGGCUUGAACGCAGAAGAUUCCAAAGAGUAACUACCAAGGCUUUGUAUCAUGGACCGAAUUUGAAAGCAGUUAUAAAUAUGUAUCGCAGAUUAAUCCACCGUGUUAGAUAUCGACUUGGUCUUUGGAGGACAAGACAAAUUAUAAACUUAGAAGAGCUAGAGGAAUGGAUGGACAGGAAAAAAUACUAUGAAACAAUGUUUGCUAAGAGAGAAGACUGGCGAGGGUUAGAAAGAAGCGAGCUUCCUAAGUACUUCAAUGACUGUGGUCAUUUCCCAACCCAGACACAAAUUGAUGUUAUUUGGGACCUGGUCAAUAGAGAUUGCCAAGAAAAAUAUUCUGAACUAAUCAAAAAGUGCAAUGCAAUUGAAAUGUUAUUUACGCUGUAUCCUCCUCAAGGUGCCCAGGUGCAUAAUAAUACACGACUUAAGUCAACUUGGCUGAGACCCAUAGUAAAUGGGGAAGAAGGAUACAAAUAUAUAGUUUUCCACCUGCAAUUACCAGAUUCUAAAGAUUUGUAUUUGUUGUUUAGAGCUCAUUUGCAAACAUUUUGUUAA
Molecule: messenger RNA, 1494 nt
Organism: Cynocephalus volans (Philippine flying lemur)
Lineage: Eukaryota; Metazoa; Chordata; Mammalia; Dermoptera; Cynocephalidae
Gene: IQCM
Product: IQ motif containing M
Exons: 13
Coding region: 1-1494 (497 amino acids)
Molecular function (GO): protein binding
Source: RefSeq, a predicted model, not a curated record